Adineta ricciae is the source of this 1527-nucleotide messenger RNA. The record is from the annotation of a GenBank genome assembly. NCBI's taxonomy places the organism in Eukaryota, Metazoa, Rotifera, Eurotatoria, Adinetida, Adinetidae.
AUGAAAACAAUUUCAAAUCCUAAAUUUCGAUCGGACACGAAACAAAUACUUCGUCUAUGUUUUCCAUAUAUAUUUAGUUAUGUUCUCGAACUAUUAUUGCUACCAGCCAUUUCGAAUGUUUUCAUGGGAUGGAUUGGUCAACAGGAAUUUAAUGCAUGUGCAUUAGGACGAAUUCUCUAUUUAUUAUUUGCAUAUUCUUGUCAUUUUGGAUUAACAUAUGCUUGUGAUACGCUAUUAAGUCAAGCUUAUGGCGGAAACAAACGGCAAAUGGAUAUUAUAAUUCAACGAGCUUUUUUACUUGGAGCUUUUGCUGUUAUGUUUGCCUGGAUAUUUCUUGUCAACAUUCAAUAUUUUACACGAUUUAUCGGAAAAGAUCAACAAUCAAUUCAAUUGAUUAAUCGAUAUUUGUUAUUUUCAAUAAUUAUGGUUCCAUUCGAAGCAUUUUCAAUACUUAUGCAAAAAUUUGUUAUCAAUCAUGGUGUUACGUGGCCAUUAUUAGCCAUAAAUAGUAUUGGAAAUGUUGUUAAUGUUGUAGCUCAUUGUUUAUUAUUAUUUGUAUUCAAGUUUGGCGUUGCAGCACCACCAAUCGCUUUCGCUUUUGCUUAUUUGACAAUAGGUUUAUCAUGCAUUAUCUAUCUUCGACUAACAUCUUUAUCAAAAGAAACAUGGCAAUCAUGGAGACGGGACUGUUUGCAAGAUUGGUCAACAUAUAUGAGAUUAGGUGUUCCCGGAGUAAUCAUAAGUUUUCUUCAGACUCUUGUCUAUGGUGGUGCUAUCCUAUUGGCAACUGUAUUCAAUAAAGAUGCUAUAACAUCACAAAAUGUUGUUUUUCAUGUUGAUUUUUGUAUUUUUCUUAUUACACUCGCAUUUGCUGUUAGUGCAACUAUUGUUUUGGGACGAUGUCUUGGGGCUAAUUCAUAUGAAAAUGCUAUACAAGUUAAAAAUACGAUUUAUAUCAUUGUUUGGAUUCCAAUUAGUUUAACAAUUCUAUGUAGUUUACUUGUUAUCUACUGGAUUCCAUAUGUAUUUCACACACCUGAAUCAGCUCGUAGUUCAACUCGUUAUUUAUUACUAAUUGUAAUUAUUUUCUGUGCAUUUGAUUUCUAUCAUUUAUCGCAAGCAAGUAUAUUGCGUGCCUGUGGAAGACAAUAUUUUGAUGCUAUAGUUUCAUUUUCAUCGUACUUUUUCGUGGGUAUCCCGAUGGGAGUUCUUUUUAUAUUUGUUUUACAUUUAAAUAUGGCUGGUUAUUGGUUUGCUAUAAUCUCGAGUUUAAUCGUGACGAAUAUUGUAUUUUAUAUAUAUAUUCGAAAGAUUAAUUGGAUUGAACAAGCAGAAAGAGCACAGGUCAAUAUUUUGUCGAAGAAAGAAGCUGUUCCGGAACGAACAUCCUUAUUAUCAGACAAUGCUAUGAAAAAUGAACUGCCAAUAUGGAAUCUAUUGAAGAAAAAGUUGUGUGUGUUUUUUUUACUUUUCCUACUAUUUGUAUUUUGUUUGGUUUUUCGUUUGAAGUAUGAAGAUGUCUUUUAA